Messenger RNA from Biomphalaria glabrata, 1110 nucleotides. RefSeq names its product putative G-protein coupled receptor F59B2.13. The transcript has a single exon. Gene Ontology annotation, molecular function: G protein-coupled peptide receptor activity. Gene Ontology annotation, biological process: G protein-coupled receptor signaling pathway. Lineage: Eukaryota; Metazoa; Mollusca; Gastropoda; Planorbidae. The coding region runs from base 1 to 1110 and encodes 369 amino acids. Gene Ontology annotation, cellular component: membrane. The record is from RefSeq and is a predicted model, not a curated record.
AUGAAUGUUGACAAUUCAUCGUUGAAAAGAGAGUUUAUGAUGAAUAUUUCAGUGGCCAUUUAUGACAUUGAUGUUAUUGUUGGUGAUGACGUUGGCGUUAUGCUAAGUGACACUGUUAGAAAUUGGUUUAUUCUUAUUAACCAUGUCGCCAUUAGCACGCUGAUCUGUCUGUUUGGAGCGGUGGGCAACUGUCUCAGCUUUGCUGUUUUUCUUCGACAGGGACUGCGCAAGUCCAUGAAUUUGAGCUUGUUUUCCAUUUCCGUUUCCGACUUUCUCGGGCUGGUGUUGCAGAUAUGGCAUAAUUUCUGUUUGAACCCUUACGUGGGGCAGAUAGAAUCCCCGCUUGAUUUUAUGCAGAUACAGUACCUGACCGCUGGAUGGCCAAACGUGACGGCUGUGAGAAUCACUGGCUGGACCACGGCCUUCAUGACGCUAGAGAGAUGUCUUUCCAUUGCUAUUCCACUAAAGAUAAAACAGUUUAUUACAUUUAGGAGAUCAGUUUUCAUAAUUAUCAUGAUAUAUGUUUUGAAUGUCACAGCCUUAUCUCCUCUGUAUCUCUCAGCAUACUUUAGCUGGUAUAAUAGUCCUAGCUACAACCACACCAAACUCGGAGUCUCCUUCAGAGACAACAAGUUGGAGAUACAAGGGCUAGUCUUCAUCUUCCACGCCACCCUGUCCAUAACCUCCUUCAUCCUCGUCGUCAUAUUCACCGCCAUUUUGGUUCUCAAGCUGAAGCAGAAAUCAAAAUGGCGGAAGGAAGCGACGCACGAUAACAACCAGAACGAGGCCAUCUCUAGCCGCGAGAGGAAAACCGUUAUGCUGACUAUCGCGGUUGCCGUGGUUCUUAUCGUCUGCUACACACCGGCUGUCGUCGGCUCCAUCACGACGGCAAUCACGCCAGACUUUGCAAUCACCGGGAAACAAGCCAACGUCUUCCACGCAGUCUUUUCCUUCGCCUUUGUUCUGCAUUCUAUCAACUCCAGCAUCAACGUGGCGGUCUAUUACAAGAUGAGCUCCAGGUACAGGCAGACCUUUCAGAAACUCUUCUUGGCCAGAAGGAGGAAAAACGAUGACCAACUGGAAAAAAACAAUUCAUCGCUAAAGUUUUGA